AUGGCGAGUAAGGGUAGCUCGCCACCCGACCAGAACCAGACCCGAGCGUACGGCGCGUACGGGCCCUAUAGGGCUCAUUUUCAGCCGGGGUUGCGGGUCAAGCGCAAUGAGUCACCGCAGCCUGCCUCGGCCCAGAGAAAAAUGAUCCGACGACCUUUAACAGAAAUCACCUUAAAGUUAGAUGAUCUUCAAGAAUAUGAAUCUUUCCGGAGAGAGCAAGGAAAUAAUUCUUCAUCAACCACUGAAAUGCAGGAAGACACUCCAAAACCGUUAGACGUUGUGAAAACUAUAGAAGAAAUUCAUAACAGAAUUGGAUAUGCUCCUAAGAAAAAACUGAGCGGUCCUAGUACUGUGUAAAAUUUAUAGCAAAGUAAAUAGUUAAUUAAGAAAUAAAACUUUAAUUUGCGGAAAGAAUCUUUAUUUGUAUUUAAUCACUUGUAAUUUAGUACAUCGAUAUUUUUUCAAUAUUACAUUUAAAACAAGUAGAAUUAGGUAGUAAAAGGGACUAAGUUUAAAUACUUAGUAACUUAAAAAACUAGUGAAUAAACAGCAAAAUUGAUUGUGCUCUUAAAUAUAAUAAAAUGCCACGAUGCUCCUUUCCAUUAACAUGUAAACACCAAUAAAAAGUCCGUAUCUG
Molecule: messenger RNA, 637 nt
Organism: Spodoptera exigua (beet armyworm)
Lineage: Eukaryota; Metazoa; Arthropoda; Insecta; Lepidoptera; Noctuidae
Source: the annotation of a GenBank genome assembly